CCCUCUGUGGCACUCCUGCCUGACACUCCUCCUAGUCUGUCACCCCGCUUAGAAAUGACGAAUUAGAGAGACACAUAUGAACCGAAAAUGUAAACAUUGGAGGAUUGGCUCGGCCGACUCCUGCGGACGCUAUCUGAAGGUCCCGAUACUGGACCGCUUGCGUCUGGUGGCGCGCCCUCCCUGUAGACUCGUUGGUGUAACUGCGACAAGGGUAAACUGUAAACUUGCCGCGAUUCCAGUAGCCUCGUUGGUGUAACUGCGACAAGGGUAAACUGGAAACUUGCCGCGAUUCCAGUAGCCUCGUUCGUGUAACUGUGCGAGAGUAAACAGGGAACUCCGUCAGUAAACUCGUCAGGUUCCAUAACUACAAAAAAAAGGAAGAAAAAUACUAGGCUAACCCGAGUCAAGUCCAGAGCUCUCGACUUUUGCAUACAUAAAUAUUCUGCCGAGUGGACACGGGGUAUAUUUUUUCCCGCCGGACGGCUGUUUUUACCUCUGUUAUGUGUUUGUUUUCCUCCACAAAAGGAACCAUUCCGCUGUGAUAUCGUGUUUGUGCUUUGAACAAAUAAAAGAGUUUUUGGGAAAUGGAAUAUCCAACGUUGGACGGUGCCAACUGUCCCUAGUUCGGGGAGCUAUUAAGACCUUACAAAGCCAGCCACUACAGGUGUUUGGUCUGACUGGUGUACAGCUGCGGAGUGCUCGUGACUGCUGCAAGAGGGAAGGACUAUUGCUCAAGUUGUACCGAAUUGCACAAACUCUGGCAAGGUUGAUUUCGUGUCUGGGAAGGAGGGCUGAGGGCAAGAUCCGCGUGAAGAUACAGAGCUCUGCCCCGCAAUGUGACCCAGCUCUCGCCGAUUAAAAGGAGCUUUUCAUGAUAUAAAAAAAGACGUGAUACCUUGCUUAUAUACGUUACUGUCAUCUGGCCGAGGUCAGGUCAGGCCAGGUCAUCUGGUCUACGGCCCCGCUCCACGCCCAACCUGCUGGACAAUGAAAGCAUAAUGGGUCGGAAGCAGGGUCUCAGCUACUCCAUUAACCAGCCCGACCUUAUUGAGCACGUCGCCCACACGACCAGUCUCCAACACCACCUUCCCAACAACCAGAUUGUGUCCAACAACCAAGAUGACGCCGAGAACGAUGAUAAACGCAUGCUAACUCCCGAAGGUGGUGAAGCCGGUGUAGACUCAGGGGUGGUGACUGACGGAGGCUCCACUUCCUCUUCCAAUUCUUCACACCAAGGGCGACAGUCCCCUACCCACAUCCCGCAUAUGACAGCCGGCCACACGCAGGAUUUAUAUGCUCUACCAGUGAAGCGACCACCAACACAGACUGGAUCACAAAACUCCACACCAACUCACCAACCUGCACAGAAUAAUUGUGAAGAGAAGACAGACCCACCCAUUGAGGACACUCUUCCACCUGGAUGGGAGAAGCAUGAAGAUAAUGAUGGGCCAUACUACUGGCACAUCAAGAGUGGUACAAUCACACGCACCCCACCUGAACCUUCAGAUACAGUGACUUCUGCACCACUCAGAGCAGAGAGGAGGAACAAGGACACUGACCAGACAAGUGGCGGCGUGGCAGGAACUGUGACACGUAGCAACACCUCCUCUGCAUUGUCCGAACUUUCAGACUCUCGUCCAAGGACUGCUGCUGUGGAUAAUGCCUACAAGCGACGCAGUUACCCUGCUCGUAGCGACGUAACAGAGGGCAGUGGUGGACGUCCCAUUCGAUUUGCAGUCCGUUCUCUUGGUUGGGUGGAAAUUGCUGAAGAAGACCUUACUCCAGAGCGAUCUUCCAAGGCUGUCAAUCGAUGCAUAGUUGAUCUAUCUGUUGGGAGGCGUGAUGUUUUGGAUGUGGUUGGAUGCUGGGGUGAUGGAAAGGAUUUGUUUAUGGAUUUGGAUGAGGGUUCUCUAAAGCUGGUUGAUCCUGAGAAUCUGACAGUACUUAACACGCAGCCCAUCCACACUAUCCGUGUCUGGGGUGUUGGACGCGACAACGGCAGGGAGAGAGAUUUUGCCUAUGUUGCCCGAGAUCGUGUGUCGAGGAAGCACAUGUGCCAUGUUUUUCGUUGUGACACUCCUGCACGCACCAUUGCAAACACACUACGAGACAUAUGCAAGAAGAUUAUGAUUGAACGUUCUCUUCAGCAGAAUAUGAAUAAACCCCUUGAUACAAAUUCACCUGGUAGCGGAGGAACCGGAAGACUCACUCGACCUACCAACCUUCCCACUGAACAUCGCCGACUCCAUCGGCACUCACAAAUUAUUACAACUCAAUCAUUCCCAACGCCCAUGGAGGAACCCAAGAAAGUUAUGCGUGUGCAGUACGUGGGUGUGCUACAAGUGGAAAGACCCUCGGGAAUGGAUGUACUUAACAGUGCUAUUGAGAGAGUGAUAGAAGCCAACCCCAAACCUUGGAAGAAUGUGUCUGUGGCCGUUGCUCCUUCCACAGUGACCAUCACAAACACAGACGAUGGGAAACAAAUAGCAGAGUGCAGAGUUCGUUUCCUGUCAUUCUUAGGGAUUGGCCAGGAUGUGAAGCACUGCGCCUUUAUCAUGCACACAGCCCAAGACCAGUUUAUUGCACAUGUGUUCCACUGUGAGCCUUCCACAGGAGCCCUCUGUAAGACAAUUGAAGCAGCCUGCAAGCUGAGAUACCAGAAGUGUUUGGAUGCACAUCCUGGUGUAAGUCGUGGACGAGGAGUAGGCACACCUCGAAGCAUUUCAGCCACACUGCGUUCGGUGUUCGGGUCCAUCACUGGACGAAAGGCUCGGUCAGCUGAAUCCUGAGAUGAGGACUCACCUCUGCAGAAGAUGAAGAUAGCAGUCGAGGAACUGACUAGUUUGAGUAUGAGCAGAGAGUCAAGUUAAUUGAAUUAAGUACAUGAGGCACCGCUGAAGAACUAUGCACUGUUCUCGUCAAUACUGUAGUACUGUAGCUAUAUCAAUUACGAGUGGUUACAAGAAAAGAAAAUGGUGUGAGAAUGAAUUUAAUGUGUAAUAGAAUUUCAGUUUGAUUGUGAUAUUCAAUUAAAUGUAUAAGAUAAUUGACAAGGUUGUUCUUCACAUUUAAUAAAUAUAUUAAUUGGCGACGGAAGACUAGAAAUACUUAUAUCAAAGCAGCAUUUAGGAUGGAGAUACAGUAAUUUAUUUAAGUACUUUGAAGUUAAGAAAAAGCUGAAGUUCAAUAGGAAAUUUUAAAAGAUAUGUUUGUAUAUAUACUGGUGCAGCUAGAACUAUGUGGAUGAGAAGGAUGACCAAAUAAACAUUGGAUUUAAGUUGAAAACAAAUCCUGAACUGAAAACAUGACUUAAGGAUUUCAAGCAGUUUAUCCACACUAUCGAGAGUCUAGAUAUUUAUUAAGUGUUAAGCUGAAUCUCUGUUCAUCAUCCUCUGCCAUCUUUGGCACAUGAGGAUAGUGUUUGAACUGAGUGCAUGCAUCACUAUAGGAUCCAGAAAGUUACAGAUGAAGCCAAAAAUACCAUAAAGUGUAAAUGUUUUUGGGACCCAUGAUGAGGAUAUUUAUUUCUUUAAUUUGCCUUCAGUUGUGAAUGUGAGAGUGGUAUUAAUGUGAGGAGUUAGCUUAAUACAAGUUAUCUUUUCUGCAUGCCACACACCAUUCAAAACCCGAGAUGGUCGAAAGUAUAUGGGCAAUGACUAGUUAUCCCUCAGCCUGCUUCUUUUAAUGUAAAUUUAUUGCAUGUAAAUCACUAUUGAAAGAGCUGAUAAUAUAUCUCAGCACAUGUUACAUAACGAAGUGUGCCAAAAUUUUCAGUAAAUACUGUAUGUGCUUUGGAUUAGUAUCCAGAGUUUGUCAUUCCAAGAGCUUAGACAACUUAGUAAUGUACGUAACGUGAGAUUUAUAAUAAGCAUGCAAUAUAUAGCAGCAUUUUUGGUUGUGUCUUGUUACCAAAUAUUAAUAUAUUAUUUUUAAAUUUUGUAACUUUCACAUAUUUGAGGUAGUGUUCAAUAAGCUAAUAGAACUCAGUUGUUCCUUUGAAUAUUUUUAAUGUUUUAUUUGUAAAAUCUGAAUUUUAUUCUUUUCUAUUCAAUAAUAUUUCUUGAGCUGGUGAGCUCAUUUAUAAACCCUGAAAAAAGACCACAUAUCUAAACAAAAUUAUGGUGUUAAGCACAGUAAAGCACUCCUUUCUGAGUAGGUCCCUUGGAUGCUUCCCCAGCCAAAGUUCAUAUGGUCUAACCAGAACUCUAAUCAUCCCAUCUCUUCUCGUCAACCAUAUUCCUUCAUAACCAGAGAAGGAAGACAGUAGCAAGUGUAACUCAAGUGAGUACCAAAAUACCAGCUCUCUGUAAUACAAAUGAGUGAGCAAUACUCUCAACAAGUCUGCAAGCAAUAAUCAGAAAACUCUAGGAAUGCCAGUUAUCACUUUGUUAAUUACCAGUACAAUACUUGAUAAGAAACGGUUAAUCCUGUUAACACCCAGGUACAGCACUCGUUACCAUAACAAUGCUGACGGUGUUGACAACCCCUUGGACAUCCCUUUAGCCAACUAACCAUAUUGAACAAAGCUACUAAAACUAUAGUAACAAGAAAAUGGAGCUGAAGACAUGAAGAGUGGAGGCCACUGGUACCCAGCUAUUUACCAGCAUCAAAUGGAGGAUACAGUAAUCUACCAAGAGCUACACAAAGACACUGAGGGUGAGGCACAUAAGGGAGACAAUGAGAUACAAACCAACUGUUUGACCCCCAGAACCCACAGGCCUUAAUGUUAGAGCAGGGUAUUGGAGAGAUGAAAACCGUGAACAUAGCAAACUUUUGAUGGUUAUGAAGAAGCCAGGAAAGGCAGACUCUGGAAUAUGAGGCUAAUGUGCAGAGAUUUUAAAAAGACCAGCAGAGCAAGAGGUACAGGAUGCCUGGAAAUAAUGGUUCAACACUAUCACAGAGAUUAUGAUAAACAUUGGAGUGGAUGAACCAAAAUGCAAAGAGAGGACAACUACAAUAAAAAGCAGGCUACUCAUUCUUGGCCAAUAAUGAUGAAGGUGGUUGUAGUCACACAAAUGUGUCCCACAACAGAACAACAAUCCCUCUGAAUGAUGAAUGAGCAUGUGUAACUCACUGACUUGAUUAUCAGUCCUCCAUAAGAAUGAACAAAGCCUUUAGUGUUACAGUCUCCAAAAAAAGGGUAAACCUAAAACUAACAGGAGGGCAAAAAAUCUAGAACAAUGUCUGAAGACCAAGAAAGCUCUUAAAAGAUCAUGGGAGGGACAUAGGUGGAAAGAAAGCACGUUCUAACUUAACAAAAGCAGUCGAAGAGAGAUCAAGCACAAACCCAACUAGCAAUAAUGACUCUAGAAGAGUAGACCAGUAUGAAACUCUAGUAUAGAGUUGGAAGUGAGAUGGUGCUUGAGAAACCAAAAUGUAAAAAAAAGACAUUAGCAUUACCACAGAGGGAAUAAUGACAGGCAGAGCACAAAAGCCCUGUAGCAGUGCCAAUUCCACCUCAAAUUAAUGACUAGCAAGGAAAUCCACCAUCACCUGCCAUAUAUAUACAAAUAGCAAUAAAUCAGCCCUAAGAAUUCCUUAUGUAAAAAAUCAGAGGCCUUGGGGACCCAUGUGAAUUCAAGACCUUGAAGAGUCUGGUAGAGAUUAAGAACCAGGAAUGAAAUUAAGUUGCCAACCCAAGACCAGGUUCAGAAACCAAGGCUUCAAGUAGUAGUUGGCGCCGGUUGGCGCCUCUAACACUACAUGAUAACAGGUGUUGCCACCUAGUGGUGGCAUUGGUAACUUUGCUUCUUAACUAGUAGUUAGCAGCGAGAUAAUUGACAUUCCUUGUGUUUUAUGAAUAUUGCUUGUAAGGAAUGUUGAUGGCAACAUUCAUUCUUUUGUACUACAUUGAGUUGGUUCCUUGGUGGUAGGAUGAGUUAGAAUUACUGACUGCCGACCUUUCCCAAUUUUCCCAAGAUACUGUAAUUUGUAAAGAUCACUGUCAAGGUUGGGGACAAUGUCAACAAGAUUCUAACGAGUCCCAGGUCGACCAUAUUGGUUCUGGCUUUUGGAGCAUCUUAGGAAGCCUUUGCUCAGAAAUAUGUCUAAUAAAUUUUGUUCAUCUUCAUGUCACAUGAUAUUGAAUUCUUUAAUAUUGUGGUAGUUUUCCAUUCUAAAAAAUAUUAUCAUUAUACAGUACAGUAGUUGUAUAAAAGACAAUUAAAAACAGUCAAUGUAGAAAAUUUACAUUGAAUAAAUAAUUAUUUUGCUGUGAGGUAUUAUGACAAACAAUAGUUGGAUAUUUUUUUAACUUAAUUCACUACUGAUAUUUUUCUAAUUUUGAGUAUGUAGUGUGCCCUCACUUAACAAUGAAAUGAUUUUUUACCAAAAACUAUUUAUAAAAAUAUAUUCUACUGUUAUACUUCACUUGGUAAAGUUCGAUUUUAUAUUAAAUUUAACUGCUAAAUUAUCAUCUGUAAUCCAGGUCUUUACUACAUUACAUGGGGAAUUUUUGCAUACACAAAAUUCAAGUGUUUAAUGUAAUGAAAUGCCCCUUUCUGGUGGGGUUCCUUAGUAACUCCUUGAGUUAAAAGCUGGGUCCAUCCAUGUCCUGAGGAAAUGCACCAGUCCCCUUAGACCCACAUAAGCCUACCAGCAGACAAGACCAGAAUGAGACACUCUCUGAGGUGAGGGGGAGCAUGAAGAUCAGUGAUGAACCCACAACCAAGAAAAAACUUAUCUGAAAUCAUAAGUGCAACACAACAAACAAAUGCUUCAAGAAAAUUAGGUACCCAAAGGAAAUGAAGCAAACAAUUGUUAAAUGCCCAACUGUGUUACACCUAACCACUACCAGGCAGCAGCAAAGGUCACCUAGGGUAUCUACCAGCAUGCUUCCUCAGUUUUAAGCUGCUCAAACGAACCUCUCCAACCCACGAGGAAGAAGAGAAUAAGGCAGAGACAAGGAGCUACUGAGGGUCCCGCUGAGGAAGCUAGUUUAAUUACAUUCAAUGAUUGAUUUCUGGAAGGAUCCCUCGGUAUCUCCCCAGCGUAAUUCACAUGGGGUUCCUUGGUACAGAAGGCCUGCAUUUAUGAAAAAUGAAAGCCAAAAGGCACCAGACUAAGGCUUCCAGAAGUAAAAUAAUGCAUAAGACAGCCGAAGGAUGGUGGGCAAGGUCACAGCCAUCCCAAAAGCCAGUGAGAGAGAGUACCCAGAAUAACCACAAGAGGAAAACAACAAUGCAAGAUUUCCUUUCAGAUGAAGUAUGACACACACUAUGUUUCUGAUCAUGGCAAUUGUUGUUCACCAGAGAACAUGGUAAAACUCAUUUAGUAACCCCAUAGGCUAAACCAUGCAAAGCUCAUGCUGCCCAAUAAGUGUUCAAUAUCCUGAUGGAAAAAACCAAGACCUUCCAGCAAUAACCAAAGGCAGUGGCACAGCGGCAACUGCACAGGAAGAGAACAUUCACUAAGUGGAUGUGAGCCCUGUAGUGUGCCACAAUUGAUGCCAAAGCAGCUUGAGCACCUGGACACGGUGUUGCUAUGCCCUGCUGUAAAGGAAGAUCCCUAAAGACAUUUACCUGAAUUUACCCGAGGGCCACUAAUACUAGUGGCCUCAACGAGGACAAGAAACCGGCGGCUUGUCAAAAGCUCCCCGUAUGUCCUGAUAAUCUUUUCCAGCUGUAUUUUAAAACCCAGCAGAGUUUUGGAGUUUAAAUAAUAAGACCAAGUAAGACAAUAAGACAUAAAACAGAUGGGGGCAAUCAUCUCCUCCUCAAGUAUUUUUUUACUAUAAAAAAGAUGCCACUUAUCCAAAAAAGAGUUAUCUGCCAGCCAGGACAUAUUUAGGACCUCAUACCACAGCCAGGAAGCAGAAAAGGGUUCAAACUCUAAAGACUUAGGAUACAGUUUAGAAAUAUAUGAUAAGAAAACUCAUCUUCUCUAAACAGUAAACACUCAGGGUCAAGAACUAAAAUCUAAAAAGGGUCAAAAGGCAGCAAAGGAAUUUCCUUAAGUAAGCCUAAACCCUAAGAACCUCUCCCACUACAGAAGAAGGUUUUGUCUGAAUUUACUUGAGGGCCACUGUCUGUCUCUAGUGGCCUCAACAGAGGACAGGAAGCUGAUGGCUUGUCGAAGGUCUCCCUUAUUGUUCUUGAGGAUUUUUUUUCCAUCUGGAUUUUGUCCUGAAGUAAUGUAUAGACAUUUAUGGCAUUGGCAGGUAGGAGAUUCCAUGGUUUAAUAACCCUAUGGGUGAAAAAGCAUCUCCUGUUUUCUGUCCUACAUUGUGGCUGAUUAAUCUCGAAGCUCUUAUCCUUGUAUAUACAGUACAGUAUUACAUUAGACCUUUUAAAGAAGUGGUCUAGAUUAAUAUCCUCCAACUUGUUUAGUACUGUAUUUUAAGGGUCUAUAAGAUCAGCCAUGUCAUGUCAUGUCUGAUUUGCAGUGUUGUUAGUCCUAUGGCCAUCAACCUUUCCUGGUAUGUGAGUUCUGUGAUGAUUUUUGUCAAUACGUUGAACUUUCUCGAAAGUAGAUACAGUAUAUGCUUUCAAAGGUGAUGUCUCCAUAACUGGAUGCAGUAGUCCAGAUGGAGGUAAACCAGAGACUUGUACAGUUGAAUAGACAUUUUUUUCCCUUGAAGUCAAAGGACCAUUUGACUAUUUGCCAAGGUUUGGUUGGCUUUUAUUGCAGCACUCACUUCUAGUGCAACUUUCAGUAACUAGUGGACCCUAAUUCCUAGGUCCUUAGGCACCAGGGCAGAGUCUACAGUUCUAUUAGAACCCUGGGACAUGCAAGAAGGAAUAGAUAGAAAGUCAACCAUGGAAGUCCAAGAAACCCUGAGAAGGAGAGCCAUUAUGCACAUCACAAGGAUACAACAGGGGUGCAGGAAGGGAAACUGGGCUCCACAGCUUCCAUCAAAUCCUUUGAAGGGGGUAACCCCUAAAACUGCUACUUGUAAGCCCAGGCACAACAUUGCCUGUGGGUCCUAAGCUUGCAUCCAAGGGUGGAAGCUAAGAACCCAACUGACCACAGACACCAGAUGAGGGCAGCCUUCAAGUACCUUCAAGACGUCUUCCCUAAGCUGUCUUUGGCAAAAGUCAAAGCAAAGUUUGAGGGGAAAUAAUAGCCAUUUUCUGUCCUGUACUUUGGAGGCAUAAGCAUUCGGAAUAUAACACUUGCUGCUCAGGAGUAAAAAUUGCAUUACAGUGUGUUGUAAUGCAAUAGGUACCUAUUUUAAAAAUUUGGUACCUACAGGUACCUAAUUUUUCUCCAAGCAGUUGUUUGCCUCCAAGCAGUUGUUUGCCUUGUUGCUCUUAUGUUUUCUGGUCUUUGUUUUUUGCUCACUGUUGGAACAAUUAUUUGUUCUCAAGCUCACUUUGCCUUGAGGAGAGACAAAUUCUAAUCCUGGUUAAAAUUAGUUCAGGCAAGACUCAGAGGCCUGGUGCAUCGUUUUAUGACAGGGCUUGACCAGUGCUUAGGUUGGGAAGCUACUGAAAAGGCCCAGCCAGAAAUGGAAAAUAACAUUUAUGAGUUAAUGUAUACACUUACAUAUAAUUUUUAGUGAAUACACUUACUUGUAUUUGCAGACACAUACAUGACACAUCAUAAUUAAAUUAAAAAUUCAUUCCAGCUCACACAUGUAUGUUUUGUUCCUUCACAUACAUAAACAAUUAAACAUUUCUAUAAUUUUAUUUUCAUCUCUUCAUGUCUUUAUUUUUCCUUCCCACAUCUGCCUACCUUCUUCACCACAUACAGUAGUUGCUUUUCUUUCAUCUCCCAUACUGUAUGUUCUUCAUUUAUAUAUCUGCCGUCCUUUGUCAUUGAUCUGCUAUGAUCUUUAAUCCUUUUCAUUUUCUUCCCUUCCAUUUUUUCCUUUAAUAUGUUUUACCCUGAAAUCAUGUGCUGUGCUAUAGUUUUGUUGCUUGUUGUGCCCAUAUUCAUAUGUACGUGAGACUAUCUACCCACCGAUUGUUUUUCUUGUAUACAAUACUGUUUUUUUUAGUAUGCCAAAUUUUGUUUUGUAGCUUGUAUUGAUACCCCAAUUCAUCACAUUGCAUACUUGGCAAAGGUAACAUGUUUUAAGAUUAACUACUUCACUUACUCCCUCCAUUCACUAACCCAUUACUAACGGUAACUAACCUCUCAGGACUUCUGGGCCCAACCUGCAGAGCGUGAGGUCAUCCCACACCGCCACCUGACCAGUCCUGGAGGAGGCACCCCUUCCCCAACCAUGUCAGGGUGUCCCUUUUCCUCACGACAGGUGCAGGCACUGGUCUCUCCCACAUGUGACUCUCCCCAUUCAUAUAAUCUCCAUCGCUCCCCAACUACCCCAGCUCUUAUGAUGCAGACACCUCCCACACCUGCCACACCCAUGUCCCCUAUGGAUGCCCUCCUACGCCUCCAACUUCCUCCUGAUCUAUUCCCAUCACAUGAAGAGGAAAUUGACAUAGAAGUAGGAAUUGAUUUGGAGGAUGGAAUUGAUUUGGAAGAGGGAAUUGAUUUGGAAGAGGGAAUUGAUUUGGAGGAAGAAAUUGAUUUGGAGGAAGAAAUUCUUCAAGAGGCUGAUUUAGAGGAUCAGGAUGGCAGCUUGGACAACUUGGGAGGUACACUGCGGAAUGAAUGAGAACUGCAGUUGUCUCCUUCAGGAAUGAAGUGCCAUUUAAUCUACUUGGUAAACAGCCUAAUGUUUAAUGUGGCCACUGUGAUGAUAAGCAUGGAGAGCUGGCAUUAUCCAUCUUGAUGACAUUAAUGAAAAUAGCAGGUUCUGCAUUCGCUUCUCUCAGCCUUAUUACUUACAAAGUUAAGAGGGUUUGGAGAGUGAUAAAGACCAUCUUUCCUAAGCUAUGAAAGUGUCCCUCCACAGUGUUAUGGGCCAAGUAGAUCCUGUAUGCCACCUAUAUUUCUCCUUUUUCACUGGACCCAUAUGUCUAAUCCCUGUGCUGGUACAGUACUUCCAUCAUCCUUCUAACCUCUUGAGUUCCUGUUUAAACACCCUUCACUUACCUGCAGAUUGACAUCCAAUGUUUCAUAAGUGAUAUAUAUAGUAGAUGUGACUGAAAAAGAUAGAUACUGUACAACAGUAGAACAUGGAAAUAGCAUAGAGUCCAUUACAAAGGGGUAACUCCAAGCCCAAGUAAUGAGAGUGUAUGGUUUGGUGUAUGCGUGUGAUAUGGUGUACGCACGCUCAGCAGGGCCCAGAAUGGCUGGAUGUGUGUAGACUAACUUGUGUCACAAAUCUUUUGCACGUACUCACUAAUACUGAGUUUGUAAAUGUAAGAAUAUCAUAAGAACAUACUCCUAUGCUCUCGUUUUGGCAUGUCAACUUCAAUAGCAACCUCUAAGUGGGCAUAACCCAAGAAUUCUUUGGGAAUUCUUUCCUUAUGACUGCAGCCUAAGCUUCACAGUGUUCCCGGAAAGGAGAUCAUCAGCAGGGGAUCAAGUUGUGCCUCUGCUUGCAUAGAAGUUUUGCUAACCACUAACACAUUGAUGUACAUUGUGAAUGUUUUCUGUGGCCUAGUGCAACUGUGUCUCUUUCUCUGCUUCUACAAUUCCUGUCAUGGGAAAGAGCUGUAUGUUAUAUGUUGACUUAACCACUUUAGGUCUAAGCAUAUCAAACAUAAUAUUUUUUUCCUUUCACAGUACAGUAUUGUCAAUAAUUAUUUUAUAAUGUCAAUAUAUCUAUUUAACAAAACUUUGAUGUACAUGCUGAAAAGUGCUGAAAAUAGUUGUGUUUGUUCUUCGGCUGAAACACAAAUUGGUAAGUCAGUGUUUAAAAUAUAGCUGCCAUAACAAUUUGCUAAAUAUGUUUUGCAAAUCUAGAGAUCUUUUUAAUCUCACUAUAAGCAGUGUUUUACUAUUAUUUUAAUCAUGUCUCUGGGUCAAAACUUUCCAUCCCAGAUUCUCUCAGCUUUGUUCUAACACUGACUGUAACUCUUGAGCUGAACUCAUGUAGGCUACUUCUGAUCUUGUUGAAUGUGAGUGAAUGUCCUCUUGUUACCGCAUAUAGGCAAGUAACUAGUCGUUAACAUAAUGUACUUAUGAGUGGAGCUUGACUGGAGAAACUCUACAUAUAAGGGAUUAACAUCAAUGAGCACAAGGAUCCUAGACAUCUUGUAAUACCUAAGAGAGAAUACCUGGGUGUACAAGAAUGGCUGUUAAAAAACACUAUAGAAACUAGAUGGCACAGAUAAGGGAUGUGAAUUUUCCCUAUCUGAUGUUUGUUUUUGCUUGUAGCUCCCAUCUAUAGCAUAUACAGUAAUAUUAUAUCUCCUUGUGCCCAUUGCAAAAUAAAACGUAAAUAACAAGUCGCGGGUGUAAAUCAGAACCACUGUAUUGAUAGGGUUUUACAGUACUCUGGUCAUUUACUGGAGCCUCCUAAACUGACCCAUGAAAGUCAUAUGAUACAUCAGGUAGGUUUCUAUGGUAUAGUCAAGGAAGUGUCUCAACGGAUCACUGUUGCAUCCUAGUUGAUCCCUGGUCAUAUGUUAUUUGUUUUUUGUUUAGUGAACACUGCAAAAACACUAUAAUAAAGAACAAAGCUUAGUAUGAUACUAAACAAAAUAAUGAUAUUGUGGUGCGUUGAGACGACCUUAAAAGAAACUCGGUGAUUGUGUAAGCUGGGUCACUGUAGGAGUAGUCCACACAGCACGGUCACGCAAGAGUACAGUACUGGUAGCUACACCAGCAACUUUGACCCAUUUGUCCAUACAAAUCGUAAUUUAUAGUCUCUCUCUUACUCAUAACAUACAAAGUAACAAAUGUUACUGCAUGUUGAAGGCAAUUCUCAGAAAUCUGAUGGUGGUUUUUAUUAAUAAACUGAAUGCACCUUAAAAGGUCUUUCUUCUUUAUUUUAAUAUUAUGGUACAUAUUAGUUUUAUUGGCUUAUUAAAUAUAGCUACAUGAACAAAUUUUUCCUGAUUGCUGCCAUAUUGUACAAACAUAUUGAUAAUUAGUACAUUGUUGUUAUAAAAAUGUUCUUGUUCAAUUGCAUGUAGAAUCUCAUUAUGGAUUAUUGUUGCUGGUUAUGUUACGACAGUUGUCAUAGUUACCAGCAUCAGCAUGAUCACCCAUUAUUGUGACUUAUCUCAUAGGACUGCCGGUUUAUAAUGGGGCAAUUAUAACGUAUCAGAUAAUGUAAAUAAACAUUGCAGAACCUCAUAGAGCUUUUUCAUUUUAAGUCUUUAACCAAACUGUAUAAAGUAAGGAUAAAUAUAUAUAUUGGUAGAUAUUAUUUUCCUGAUUUCAUAGUUAAAAGGUUCUUGCAGAAGUUUAGAUAAUGCCAUACUUAUACAUUCCACUGGUAGUUAUUAAUUUGAGGGAAUAUUGUUACAGCAAUGACCAUAUGUAAUGGUCACAUUAGCCCAUCUAAUGGUAGAGUUUUGUAAUUUUGUUUAUUAUUGUUCAUGUCCAGUCAGUGUAAAAGACCAAAGAAACUACCAUAUAGUUUCAUGGUAUUUAUUUACAACUUGAAUGGUCUUUUGCAUUAUAUUAUUAACUUCUUUUGAAAUGCCUCUUGAGAUGUAAUACUUUAUGGGUGAAUUUUGUGUAUUUUUGUAUUUAAGUUACACAUACAUGUAUGUACAACUCUUCUGGCAAGUCAUGUAUUUAAGUGCCUGUCUAUUUGCAUUGCAGGCGCUUACACAAACUUUAUCAAUGUUGAUACCCAGGUGUGAGCAAAAUACAUUAUUACAUAGGAUAA
Messenger RNA from Procambarus clarkii (red swamp crayfish), 13636 nucleotides. NCBI's taxonomy places the organism in Eukaryota, Metazoa, Arthropoda, Malacostraca, Decapoda, Cambaridae. The record is from RefSeq and is a predicted model, not a curated record.